AUGUUGCCUCCAUCGCCCUGGACGGCGCUCCUGCUGGCCAGCGUCUUUUCUCCGGCCGCGCUCGCGGUCGACACUUGUUCCAAUUCUGUCGAACCAUUAGUAUUACCCAUAAAAAACGUUACCUUUCCGAAUGGCAUCGGUGCCAACCGCGGUCUCAAGCUCACGCUUGGUGGCCAGCUGCAAGGCAUGCGCAUGUCAACCAUCCUGAACAACACGCGCGUGAGGAACAGCCUGGACUGCCCGGACAACACCACGUACGCAUUCGUCGGCUGCCAGGGCUCUUCGGGCAGCGUAUAUGACACCACGAGAGGCUCUUUCGACCAAGUCAUCAACAUACACGACUGGAAUGUGACCACCAUCGAUGCCCAACCCGACGAGGGCCGCACGACGGUGCUUCAUGGAUACGACGUCGCCAACUUCACCGACGCCCCGGCCGUGGCAUUCGGCUACCCAUUCGAGGUCUGGGCCGACUACGACUCCAUGAACAAGAGCGCAGUGGCGUUGGGUCCCAACUCGUCAACCCUCGAAAGCUUUGUGAGAAACGGGCUUGCGCCCGCCGGGAGUUUCAGCAUGGACUACGGCUCGACGUCUGAACGGUACCCCCGCGACGGCCAGCUCGUCGUCGGCGGCUACAACGAGGCCCGGUUCAACGACUCCAAGGUCACCCGGUUCCCCAUGUGGGGAGCCAACGCCCCGGUGCCCUGCCCGCUGCAGGUCGUCGUGUCCGACAUCCUCCUCACCAACAAGGACGGGGACCAUUCCCUCUUCGACCCGGGCGUCAGGGUGGCCGCGUGCAUCGACACGGUCCAGAACAGCUUCACCUUGACGCCGUCCAUGUUCUCCAAGUUCCAGAAGCUCGGCAACCGCACCGAGUCCGACGGCCAGGCCUUCGCCGAGUCCGACUUCCCGGCCGACCGCGAGCCGCUGCUCGGCUCGCUGACCAUCAAGCUGUCCAACGGCUACACGAGCGUCAUCCCGCACUACGAGCUCGUCAACCAUGUCCGCGGCACCGACGCCCGCGGCCGGUACGCCGUCCUGAACAACUCGCGCAUCAGCACCACCGUCGCCUCCGGGCUCAGCGACCUGGGCGACAACAUCCCCAUCCUCGGCGGCGUCUUCCUCUCGCAGAACUACCUCCACGUCGACUACGACGCCGGCAGCUUCUGGCUGAGCCCCCAGGUCGCCAACGGCACCCUGCCCGACCACAUCACGGCCUCCUGCAACGGCACCUCGAGCGCCACGGCCGCCAAGUCGGCGCUGGGCGUCAAGGUCGGCGUGCCCGUCGCCAUCGGCGUCGCCGUCGUCGUCUUCAUCGGCCUCUGGUUCUGGCUGAAGAACCGCAAGCGGAACCCGCAGGCCCAGUUCGCCGACGCCCCGAGGUCCAUCCCGCGCAACGAGAAGCGCGACGCGCCCGACUCCAAGUCCUCCACCACCAACUUCGCCGGCUACCACAACGCCGCCGGCUACCACAACGCCACCCACGCGAACCCGGACGCCCACAUGGAGCUCGAGGGCGACCUGGCGCGCCGGUCCAUGGGCCUGAAUCUGAAUCCCCGGCAGCGCGCGGAGCUCGCCGAGCCCGUCCCGGCGUACAAGUCGGAGUGGCCCCGGCAGAACUCGAUUCAGGGGGAGAACGACACUUACUACAGACAGUUCGAGGAGCCGGGCGAGAGCUACGAGCUCGCAGACACGUCUCCAUAUUCCCAGUCCGUCACCCCGCCGACACACCCACCCCCCGUCCAGCGGAAAGACACCGCUCUGAGCGACAACUGGGUCCCCAGCCCAGCGACGUUGCGAAAGCAGGUAUCGGGCUUCAACGAUGCCAUAUCGCCAACCAGUACACGGGCAAACAGCACGAGGGUCAACAACACCCACCCUUCUCCUAUUUAG
This is a messenger RNA of Colletotrichum higginsianum IMI 349063, 1890 nucleotides long. Its product is annotated as Aspartic-type endopeptidase. NCBI's taxonomy places the organism in Eukaryota, Fungi, Ascomycota, Sordariomycetes, Glomerellales, Glomerellaceae. Bases 1 to 1890 code for a protein of 629 amino acids. The transcript is spliced from 3 exons. The record is from RefSeq and is a predicted model, not a curated record.